Messenger RNA from Ipomoea triloba (trilobed morning glory), 2097 nucleotides. RefSeq names its product probable anion transporter 5. NCBI's taxonomy places the organism in Eukaryota, Viridiplantae, Streptophyta, Magnoliopsida, Solanales, Convolvulaceae. The transcript has 2 exons. Bases 337 to 1665 code for a protein of 442 amino acids. Gene Ontology annotation, molecular function: transmembrane transporter activity. Gene Ontology annotation, biological process: transmembrane transport. The record is from RefSeq and is a predicted model, not a curated record.
UUUGACCACACUCGCGGCUUUUUUUCCUUCCCUAGCAUUGACUUUCAUCUACUCUCGCCCCUUUCGCUGUUCAAAUUGGGUUUUAACUCUUAAAACUCUCAUUCAUGGCAGUCGCCGAAUUGCUUAGUCAUGGAAUUGGAGAUAUGUCCAUCACUGUGAUCAAACAUUGGCCUGCAAAGUGACAGUCAUUAAACUAAGAAGUCAUUGUGAGCUUGAGGUGUUUAAUGUGCUAUUUUAUUGUAUUAUCGACUUUCACCAGCCCUCCUGUCUGAUCAGAGCCCAGUCUGCACAAAGUGUCCUGGGCGCAUUUCAUUUACAUUCAUUAUACUUGGAAAUAUGGGGAGCAAGAGGUUUCCAACACGUUACUUGAUUGUAUUCUUGACAUUCAUCUGCACUUGUGUCUGUUAUAUAGAGCGUGUGGGCUUCUCUAUUGCCUAUACGGUUGCUGCUGAUGCUGCUGGAAUAAACCAGACGAGCAAAGGGAUGAUCCUUUCUUCAUUUUACUAUGGGUAUGCCUGCUCGCAGGUUCCCGGUGGCUGGGCCGCUCAGAAAAUUGGAGGAAGGCGUGUGCUUCUCUUUUCAUUUAUAUUAUGGUCUCUAACUUGUGCUUUGGUACCGCUUGAUCCAAAUCGAGAAAUUGUUUUGAUAAUUGCCCGCUUGCUUGUUGGGGUGGCCCAAGGUUUCAUCUUUCCCUCUAUUCACACUGUCCUAGCACAAUGGGUACCACCACAUGAAAGAUCAAGAUCUGUUUCUCUUACAACUUCUGGAAUGUAUUUUGGUGCAGCUAUAGGAAUGCUUUUGCUUCCUAGCCUUGUAAAGUUCAGAGGUCCUCAAUCUGUAUUUCUUGCUGAAGCAGCUUUAGGCGCCCUGUGGUCUUUACUCUGGUUAAAGUAUGCUAGCGAUCCGCCUCGUUCUGAGCAUCCAAAAGCAACUGCUGCUGGCUUUGGGGAAACAUUACUACCCCUCAAAGGGAAUUUAAAGAUGAAACUGGAGAAUGGAGUACAUUCUAGCAGAAGUCCCAAAAUCCCUUGGAAGCGAAUUGUCUUCUGCCUACCAGUUUGGGCAAUUGUUGUGAACAAUUUCACUUUUCAUUAUGCUCUCUAUGUGCUAAUGAACUGGCUUCCCACAUAUUUUGAACUGGGCCUCCAGCAUAGCCUUCAAGAAAUGGGGUCUUCCAAGAUGAUGCCUUACUUCAACAUGUUUGUGUUCUCAAAUAUUGGUGGGGUGGUUGCUGAUUACUUUAUUACGAGGAGAAUCUUUUCUGUAACUAAUACCAGAAAAAUUUUGAACACUGUGGGUUUCAUUAUAGCUUCUUUUGCAUUGAUGGCAAUUCCCACUUUUGGAACACCUGGCGGGGCUUUGUUUUGCUCAUCUAUUGCUCUUGGGUUCCUAGCUCUUGGAAGAGCCGGGUUUGCUGUCAAUCACAUGGAUAUUGCUCCAAAGUAUGCUGGAAUUCUUAUGGGUGUUUCCAAUACAGCUGGUACAUUAGCUGGCAUUGUGGGUGUUGAUCUUACCGGUCGACUACUUGAAGCUGCUAAAAGUGCUGAACUAGAUCUUACAAGUCCAGAUAGUUGGACAGCGGUUUUUUAUAUUCCAGGGUUCCUCUGCAUUUUCAGCUCUUUAGCUUUUAUAUUAUUGUCAACGGGAGAGAGAAUUUUCGACUGAGGAGAACCUAAGGUGCUUGUGCAUUGAUUCUGUGGCUCAUUUUAAUGUGUAUUUAUGAAAAGUGUUUCUUGGAGAUAUAUUUCGACAAGUCAUAGGGUUACAGAAUUGUUAUAACAUUGUUAUACUUGGCUAUGGUACUUGUUAAAGUAUAUGGCCAACUCUCUGAUAUGUGGUAAUUAUCAUCAAUGAAGUUCACAUAAGAUGUCCUCUACAGCCUAAUUGCAAGUUCACUGACAGGAGUAAUCAGAUGCAUAGAUUCUUUUUAAGAUUUUGGAUUAUUUUUGCAGCUAGAACAUUGUCAAAUUGCUGUAAUGUGUUAGAUUUCUUGAUUUUCCCAUUGUAUUUGCACACUAACAAUGAAUUUCAUGUUUUCUGUAUUGCCAUUGUUUUAAAAUUUUGUAUAAACGAGAAUGCAGCAGCUAGUAUGCAGAA